Hyalella azteca is the source of this 4397-nucleotide messenger RNA. RefSeq names its product pre-mRNA-splicing factor ATP-dependent RNA helicase PRP16. Gene Ontology annotation, biological process: mRNA splicing, via spliceosome. Gene Ontology annotation, molecular function: ATP binding; RNA binding. NCBI's taxonomy places the organism in Eukaryota, Metazoa, Arthropoda, Malacostraca, Amphipoda, Hyalellidae. The coding region runs from base 150 to 4022 and encodes 1290 amino acids. Gene Ontology annotation, cellular component: intracellular anatomical structure; spliceosomal complex. The transcript is spliced from 3 exons. The record is from RefSeq and is a predicted model, not a curated record.
UUCUCCGCCGCAUUCGAUCGAUCCAUUAUUCGCCACAUGUUCCGCACUUCAGCAUCUUCAGCUACUUCAGCGCCUUCAGCUUUUAAGCGUGACCCCACCUGUUGUGAACAGUGAAUUACGCACCCGACUCCCGAGUCACCAUUACAAGAAUGGCUAAUAUCCUGGAGGGCUCAAGUGGUGGACCCGGGGGGCUCAUCAUCCGGAACAGUGGUCAACAGGCAUCCAAACCCAAACAGAAACAAUCUCUACUUGGUUUAGACAAACUGGCCGCACUCAAGAGGAAGAUUAAAGACGACGAAGAGAAAUUGAAAGCUCGCCAUGACUCCAGCAGUUCAAGUUCCUCUGAUAAUGAUGAAGAAACUGCAGUUAAGCGUUACAAACGAGGUGAUGUACAAGCCAUCAGCAAGUCAAGCUCUCAGGGUACAGAUAAAGCAAGAAUUUCUUCAAAAAAUUUUCGCGGCAAGUAUGAUGAAACUCCUUCGUACACAGGUGGUGUAAACUAUAAGGCUAGGGAACGAAUCACAGAGAAAUAUCGUCGCCACAAAGACAAAUACGUUCGUGCAUCAACCAAGGUCAAUUCUCGAGGAAGUACAUCUGAUAACGACGACCGACAUCAAAGUAGCCGAGUGGGUUCCAGUAAUAAGAGUGUUUCUAGAGGUGAUGGCGAGCAUACAGGACGAAGCGAGAGGCGCAGAAAUGACGAUGAUCGCAGCGACAGGCGUGAUCGAAAUGACAGACGUUAUCGUAACGAUGAUGGUCAUAGUGAGAGGCGCGAUCGACACGAAGGUGAGAGUGAGGCAUCGAGACGAUCUGAUCGUUACACCUCGGAACGCCGCGAUUGGUCUGAUCGAUAUGCAAGAACUCCAAGAUUUUCAGAGGAGCCUGGAACGCCGAGGAUAUAUGACAGUUUAUCCAACACUUCUUGGGAUGAGGACGAGUGUGAGAACAAGAAGCUUUCGCAGUGGGAUAUUACCAGUCCUAUGACAACUGGCAGGAAAAGGCAAGACGGAGACUGGUCACUUCGCAGCACGGCAUCAAACAUCAGAGAAGCGUUUCAAAAGUCUAAACGGAUGAGCGGCAGUAAAUUCUUCUCUAAAAAUGGCGCUCCACUUUCAACACCAACUUACGAAAACAAUUCUUGGACUAAAAACGAAGAGGAGGAAGAAAAGUUUGAUCCACAAAACGAGAGAGAAAAAGCCGAAUGGGAUGAAGAAGAGAAGAGGCUUGACAGACAGUGGUAUGACAUGGAUCAGGGCUAUGAUGAUACCAACAACCCUUUCGCUGAUGUCUCAGCUGAAUAUGAAAAGAAGAAAACCGAGAAAAUUGAAAGAACUAAAAAAAUGAGUGCCAAACAGAGGCAGAUCAUCAAAGAUAAUGAACUGUGGGAGCGCAACAGAAUGCUCACCAGUGGAGUAGUGCAGAAACUCGACUACGAUGAAGACUUUGAAGAAGAAUUCACGAACCGUGUGCAUAUUUUGGUUCACAACAUCGUGCCGCCAUUCUUGGACGGCAGAAUAGUUUUCACGAAGCAGCCCGAGCCCGUUAUUCCCGUUAAAGAUUCGACUUCAGACAUGGCUAUAGUAGCGCGGAAGGGUUCCGCCGCUGUCAGGGCUCAUCGAGAACAGAAAGAACGACGCAAAGCUGCGAGGAAAGAAUGGGAACUGGCGGGUACACAGCUGGGAGACAUAAUGGGCAUCAAGAAAGAAGACCAAACUGAUGACCGAAAACUUGAAGAAAAAGAAACUGAUUACAGAGCGGACCAAAAAUUCGCUGAUCACAUGAAAGAAACUUCUCAUGCCUCGAGUGAGUUUUCCAAAAAGAAAUCCAUGUCACAACAAAGGAAAUAUUUGCCAGCUUACGCUGUACGUGAAGAAGUACUUCGAAUCAUACGCGAAAAUCCUGUAGUGAUCAUUGUAGGGGAAACCGGGAGCGGGAAGACCACACAGCUGACUCAAUACUUACACGAGGAUGGCUACACAAAAUACGGAAUGGUCGGCUGCACGCAGCCUCGCCGAGUGGCUGCAAUGUCGGUCGCAAAACGAGUUUCUGACGAAAUGGGAACAGAACUAGGAGAGCAAGUUGGAUAUUCUAUUCGUUUCGAAGACUGUACGUCAGAAUCAACCGUUAUCAAGUACAUGACUGAUGGUAUAUUGCUCCGAGAAUCACUUAGGGAACCAGAUCUUGAUAACUACAGCGCUGUAAUAAUGGACGAGGCUCAUGAACGCUCCUUGAAUACGGACGUACUCUUCGGUUUGCUCCGCGAGGUGAUCACCAGGAGACAAGAUCUCCGCCUCAUUGUCACUUCAGCCACCAUGGAUUCUGGUAAGUUUGCUUCAUUUUUCGGUGAUGUUCCAGUGUACAUAAUUCCUGGCCGAACAUUUCCAGUCGAAAUGUUUUUCUCAAGAAAUGUUGUAGAAGAUUAUGUAGAGGCCGCUGUGAAGCAGGCGCUUCAGAUCCACCUGCAGGCAGAAGAAGGCGACAUCCUUGUUUUCAUGCCUGGUCAGGAAGACAUUGAGGUAACCUGCGAGCUGCUCGUAGAAAAGCUCGAAGAUUUAGAUGAUGCGCCUCAACUGGCCGUGUUGCCUAUUUACUCUCAGUUGCCUUCUGAUCUGCAGGCUAAAAUUUUCCAGAAAGCUCCAGAUGGACUCCGGAAAUGCGUGGUGGCUACUAACAUAGCCGAGACGUCCUUGACUGUGGAUGGCAUCAAGUACGUCGUUGAUUGUGGAUACUGCAAGCUGAAGGUAUUCAAUCCUCGAGUUGGUAUGGAUGGUCUUCAGGUUUACCCCGUGUCUCAGGCGAAUGCCAAUCAAAGAAUGGGUCGUGCUGGCCGUACCGGCCCUGGCAUGUGCUACAGACUGUACACUGAACGACAGUUCAAAGACGAACUUCUGCCUACAACUGUCCCGGAGAUUCAACGCACAAACUUAGCUAAUGUGGUGCUGCUGCUUAAAAGUCUCGGCGUGGAGGACCUAAUGGCUUUCCAUUUCAUGGAUCCUCCUCCACAAGAUAAUUUACUCAAUUCUCAAUACCAGCUAUGGACAUUGGGAGCUCUGGAUAAUACAGGUGGCUUGACACCUCUAGGUCGGGCCAUGGUGGAGUUCCCUUUGGACCCAGCGCUUUCAAAAAUGUUACUUGCUGGCGUGGACAUGGGCUGCUCCGAUGAUAUCCUCACUAUAGUUUCUAUGCUCUCAGUGCCUGCGAUCUUCUACAGACCAAAGGGGCGCGAGGAAGAGGCCGAUGCCAUGAGGGAAAAGUUCCAGGUUCCUGAGUCAGAUCAUCUUACUUAUCUCAACAUAUAUCGGCAGUGGAAACUGCAGAAGUAUUCGAUGAACUGGUGCAACAAGCACUUCUUGCAUUUCAAAGCAUUGAAAAAAGUCCGUGAAGUUCGAAUGCAGUUGAAAGAAAUCAUGGAUCAACAGAAGUUCAACGUUGUGAGCGCUGGUAACGACGAGGAUCUCAUAAGAAAGUGCAUCUGUACGGCUUAUUUCCACCAAGCUUGUCGCCUGAAGGGCAUUGGCGAGUACGUGAACCUACGCACUGGCACCCCAUGUCACCUACACCCGACGUCUGCCCUUUUCGGCAUGGGCUACACGCCAGACUACAUCGUGUACCACGAGCUCAUCAUGACGAGCCGGGAGUUCAUGCAGUGCGUUACGGCCGUCGAGGGAGGCUGGCUUGCGGAGGUCGGGGCCAAGUUCUUCAGCAUUAACGAAGGCGGUGCGUCUCGAGCGCAGCGCAAACGAUGCGCAGUGGAGCACAAGCACGCCAUGGAGAACGAGAUGAGCAGAGCCCAGCUCGCCAUCAAGGAGAGGGAAGAACAGAAGGUGCGCGACAUGUUAUCAUCGAGACGUCAGCAGAUUUAUGAUGUUGGCACUCCUCGACUGCAGCACUUGAAGAAGACUGCCACACGGCAAGAACCAGCGAGUGAUCGGUCGACGAGCAGCAGGAGUAACGCUCGUGCUGCAGUCGUCACACCUCGUCACACGGCCAUAAGCGAAGACGAUGACGAGGAAGGAGAAUGACCUCACUCUGCAGCCGUCCGCUCAUCCUUCACAUAACCUGAAGCCGCGACGCGCCUGCGCCGUCGCCGAGUUGCUCAUCAUUAACUCAAGAUCAUUUUAUGAUGCCUUGGCGGAGACUUAUUAUUAUUGGGUACAAACUGUAACUUUGAAUAGAUUUCUCUCUGGCAUGAUUCAAUCAUUUCUUUGAAACGCUUUUUCAUUUACACUCUAGAUAAAAAACCCUAUAUUACUACUAAUAAAUUUACACAAGCAAUCAAUAUUUUAUGUUCGGAAUGUAGCUUUAUGUUUGAAGCUGAUUUUUGUUUAUAGUCAGCUGCAGAAUUUGAAAAUCUGAACGUGUUAUUAUGAGUGUUAAUAUAAAUUUCGACUACUACU